UUUAUAGGGGACCUUGAUUUGCUUGCCCUUAGUGAGGAGGAUUGGGCGCUUAUGCGGGAGUUCUAUAUUGCCCUAAAUGACGAUAAGAUGUAUAGUUAUAUUCGCUGCCGGGAGUAUUGGUUUAAUAUGAAGAAAAAUAGCUUAGGAGUCUAUAGCCGCUGUAUUAGUCGAGAUAGGGAGAGAACCGCUGACGAGCCCUACUUCUUUAGCGCUGCGAAUAGCCUUAACUUCGGGGAAGUCCCUGGUAAUCUACCUAGCCUAACGAUGGUUAAGGAGAUGCUGAUUGCUAGGGUUUAUAUAUACGUGAAGUAUAAAUACCGCGGCUAUGUUAUUUACUUCCUUCGUAAUGUUGGUAGGCUAUUUGAAGAGCUCUUGGUCUUACCUGAAGAGCUAGAUAUUGUGCUCUUGUGGCCUCUUAAUAUAGAGGGCGACCCUUACUUCUAG
Molecule: messenger RNA, 444 nt
Organism: Fusarium vanettenii 77-13-4
Lineage: Eukaryota; Fungi; Ascomycota; Sordariomycetes; Hypocreales; Nectriaceae
Exons: 2
Source: RefSeq, a predicted model, not a curated record